Molecule: messenger RNA, 3339 nt
Organism: Dermacentor albipictus
Lineage: Eukaryota; Metazoa; Arthropoda; Arachnida; Ixodida; Ixodidae
Product: flavin-containing monooxygenase 5-like
Molecular function (GO): N,N-dimethylaniline monooxygenase activity; NADP binding; flavin adenine dinucleotide binding
Source: RefSeq, a predicted model, not a curated record
CCUUGCAGGCCAUGAGAGUAGCGGUGAUAGGCGCCGGCUGCUGCGGCAUUACUGCCGUCAAAGCGUGCCUCGAGGAAGGGCUGGACGUGGUCUGCUUCGAGAAGGCCUCCGACUGCGGCGGGCUGUGGUGGUACCGAGAAGAGACGCCCGAGGCCGGAGCCGGCACCGUGAUGCGAUUCACGGUCGCCAACAGUAGCAAGGAGAUGUCCUCAUACAGCGACUUCCCGCCGGAAAAGGACGCGCCGCCGUUCCUGACACACUGGCAGACCCUCAAGUACAUCCGAAGCUACGCGGAGCACUUCGAUGUGAUCCAGAAGAUUCGCUUUAGCCACGAAGUACUCAGGCUCGACAGAGGGACCCUCGAGAUCCGAGACUCGAAGACCGGUCGAGAGUGGGAGGACGUCUUCGACGGCGUCCUGGUCUGCACGGGCCAUCACGGAUCGCCCUCCGUUCCGGACAUUGCAGGACGCGAGCUCUUUCGAGGACGUGUGAUGCACUCGCGCGACUUCAAGUACGCCGAUGAUUCAUUUAGAGACAAAACCGCAGUCGUUGUGGGGUUUGGCAACUCGGCUCUGGACAUAGCCGUGAACCUCAGUAGUGUGACACGGCAGGUCUUCCUGAGCACAAGGAGAAUCAACUGGGUCAUACCGAGUCACCACAAGUCCGUGCCCACAGACGUGUACGUACUGAACCAGUUGAGACUUUGGCUCUUUAGCUGGAUGUCUCUGGCGAGCUUCGGUCGUUUCCUUCUCGGAAUGAUAAAGAAUGCCUGGGACCCAAAAAAGCUUGGUCUCGAAGCCGACCACGACAUCAUGACUCAAGGUCUGGUCGUCAACCAGUACAUUGACGGGAAGCUUCUUGACGGGACCGUCAAGAUUCGCGGCCCACCGCAACGUUUCACCGAGAGAGGGCUCGUCAUGAACGACUUCGAGGAAGACGUCGACGCGGUGGUCUUCGCCACCGGCUUCACACCUGCUCUGCCGUUUCCCACAGACACCCUGCCCAGAGACGGAGAGCGACUCUUGCUCUACAAGAUGAUGAUUCCUCCAGCGAACCCCAACGUAGCGUUUCUAGGCUUUGUGGAUGCCAAUGGCAGCAUCACGCCGGCGUUCGAGAUGCAGGCUAGGUACAUGGCACAAGUGUUUUCGGGCCAAGUGAACCUGCCUUCCAGAGAGGCUAUGGAAGCUGAGGUCACCACUACGCAAGAUAAGAUCAAGUCCUGCUUCGUCCCUACGCCGAGACACUCGCUGAUGAUCGACAAAGUCGCCUACGUCGAGGACCUUGCGAAGGUUAUCGGUGUUAAGCCCAACUACCUGAAACUCCUCUUCACGGAUCCAAAGCUAUACUAUACGCUAGUGACCUCUCCUGUCCUCGCCUACCAGUACAGGCUAGAGGGCCCUCAUUCUUGGAGCGGAGCUAGGAAUGCGAUCAUGGGAUUCGAGGAAAGAAUGAGAGCCCCAUUAUUACGUUGGAAAAACGGUGACUAGAAGAAAUAAUUGCUAUUACAAUAAUAAACCAGGGCACACAAAGACGCAUAUACAAGGAAAAGAGGCGGUGCGAACGGCACAAACGGUAAUGACUCUCCUGUUGGUUGGCGUGUUAAAUGUGCGCGCAAAACGGGAGCUUCGCAUGAUAUGUUCUCAUGGCGGCCGGCUAUCAAUGCGACUGUACGCUGACUUUAAUUGAGAGUUAGAAAAACAAGGCAGACAAUAAGUAGGACAUGGGCACCGACGCUGUUUUUACAGCUAGAUGAGAUUCGGCCAAGCGACCACCACCAUGCCCUGUGAGCGAUCCCGUUCGAUUACUGCGGAUGGCCUUAGAGUGCGAAAAGCUUGCAGCCGAUAUGGCGUAAUGCGCUUCUUUACUUGUGCAAUAACACUCGAAGCACAUUUGUCGUUCUCACGCUAAUCUUCUUUCCUUUUGUCUGCAUUGCUUCAUCCGCGCAGUCAGACCGUUCUUUCAAAAAUUUUUUAUUGUUAUACCUGUGUCUAGCAGAACAAGCAAUACGAUACACAGAGAGACGAGAAGGGCGACACAUGCGAGCGCUAUCUUCGUGUGUUCGGUAGCCGCUAUCGCUUUUUCUAAAGCGAAACUUUCUUUGCCUACGCUCCCGAGUUCGGAGUGGCUGCUGCCUGGUGUCUCUGUCAGCGUGUUCGGGGACAUAUUUGUGGAUACAUAUACAAAGCGUAUGCGUGCGGCGAAUGAAAGUACCAGCGAACGGGCUUACACGUAUAAACACUGUAUGCCGAUUGACAAUGUAGUGCAGCUAAGCGCACCUCCGUUCUACGUAACAAUAACAACGACAAAAAUGCACUCUUACAUAUGAACUGAAGUAACGAUGCCGGCUCAUAGGUAUAUCUCAAGCACAUUAGCCUGUUAAUGGAACUGUGGAUUAUAUGUAUUUAACGGAUACAUUUGGUACGCGCCACUAAGUCGUCAGACUGGCAUCCAUCUGUGAAUAAUUUGCCAUUUUGCGAACGAUCACUUCUCGGUUGAACCGGUGGACCCAAUCCGAGAGCGCUGCCUAAAUAAAUAAUGCAAACACCUCCACCGCAUCCGUCUCCAUCAAAGGCGCACAAUACAGGGUAGUCUUCAACUAUCCUCCAUUGCAUUGUCUUUGGUUGUCCUCAUUGUUAAUUAAUUUCGACCAAAAUGAAAAGUUUGGCCUUUCGAAUAGAGCCCCCUAUUUCAAUGUUGGAGCUAGAAGGAAAGCAAUAAACAAGACAAAACGAGCAACAUCAACAAGAGAAAUGAACUUUGAAUUAGAACAAGACUCCGUCCUAAAACAAUCAGCAUGCGUUGUGCUUCCUUUGGCAUGAUUCUCUGUUCUCCCGAUACAGAACUGAAGUUUCGAAGUUUAUUUACACACGUAAGUACACUGAUUUACAUAAGCGUUAGGGAUGGCAGGGUAAAAGCUGCAUCACGGCAGCUUGACUGCUCCUACAUUCCCGUGAUGUUUAACGAACAGUAUGUUUAACUAACAAAUAAGUGCCCAGCGAGGGCGUCCAAUCUAGCAGCCUUGCCGCCACGAAGUAGUACAUACGAGAGUUUACUGGCCAGUUGCCUGCUGUUAAAAAGGUGUUCCCCAUCCACUGACGUGACCGGAAGCGGCGUUGGCUAACACUUCCAAGUCUAAUCUUGUGCACAUAGACAAAUAGCAAAAAAAUUUGACUGGAUGAUGUCCGCCUGGAUAGCGUAAUUGGUAAAGCAGCGCACCCAUUGUGUGCAAUGCGUGGGGUUUGAGUUCCUAACUGCGGCAAGUUCUAUUUUCGUGCGCUUUCAUUUCCAUUUUACCUAAUAUAUUUUUUAAUAUUACAAUAAAACAAUCAUUUACUCCUA